Messenger RNA from Penicillium waksmanii, 1059 nucleotides. RefSeq lists its product as uncharacterized. The transcript has a single exon. NCBI's taxonomy places the organism in Eukaryota, Fungi, Ascomycota, Eurotiomycetes, Eurotiales, Aspergillaceae. The record is from RefSeq and is a predicted model, not a curated record. Bases 1 to 1059 code for a protein of 352 amino acids.
AUGUCCUCAACACUGAUCGAUCUGCCUUCUGAAAUCCUUAUCCUCAUUAUACAAUAUGUUCUACAAGAUCCUCCCCCUCCGCCCGUGGAGCCAUGCGAGGCCAACCGAAUCGUCUUCAAAGACAUGAGAGGACAGGCAUGGCAAGGCGGCUGUGGAAAGAUCUACCACGAGAAACAUAAUAUGCAUGGGCUUUCCGGUCGCCUGCCCUUGCUUUUGACAAAUCGUCAACUUUCCACUAUGACAAAGUGGGUCUGGGAACGAUUUGCUAGGAACCACGUCCUAGACAUCGCUCUUCGCGACGAUUUAGACCUUUUCCCGACCUGGCAAUGCAUCCCAGCUACAACAAAUCGAAUAAAGCUGCUAGCGGUAGACAUUCGUCUAAUGGGCCAUGUCAUUUCUCCAGACAAGGCCAGGAAACAGACCAGGGGCAACGUAUCAAGGGGGUUUCAUUGGAGUUUCUACAGACUUCUAGAAAGGUUCCUGCUUUACGGUGCUGUCGGCGAACUUGAAGAUUUGAAGACUCAAGGGAAUGGCUCGAGCCUUUCAUCUACUUCCUUAUCGAAAACAUAUCCGGAAACGACUUUCGAGGAUCGCGAUGUCACUGUACAAACACUCGUCAUCGAUGUUACGUCUGCGGCUAGAGGGUUUCAAAUCCCACCGGAUGACCCUGACAAUAUAUGGAACUUGCGGUGGUUUCAUCAACAUAGGGGUGAGAUUUACGAUGGACUGGAUGGCUACGCUACACGGCCCGAGUGGGUGGCGGGAACGCUUGCUAGGAAGUUUUCUCAACUUCUUUCAAUGACCUACCACACGGCUCAACAUGGAAAGUUUAUGUAUGAGCGGGUCGGGAGAAUUCAUCUUCUUGUCAAUGGUGAAGUGAGGUGGGAGUUCAAUCUUUCAAAGAAGCUUCGCGAGUUGCACUUUGAAAAUCCCAACGAUACAUUUGGAAAUCUAAACACGCGUGACAGGAUUGAAUUUUUCCAAAGGUGGAAGGAGGAUACACUUCAACGACGGCAGGACCUAGGACUUUUAGUUUAUUUGAAGGCAGUACCAAAUUGA